Malassezia sympodialis ATCC 42132 is the source of this 741-nucleotide messenger RNA. RefSeq lists its product as uncharacterized. The record is from RefSeq and is a predicted model, not a curated record. Bases 1 to 741 code for a protein of 246 amino acids. The transcript has 2 exons. NCBI's taxonomy places the organism in Eukaryota, Fungi, Basidiomycota, Malasseziomycetes, Malasseziales, Malasseziaceae.
AUGUCGGGCAUGAAGACGCGUCCCGGCGUGGUGAACGGGCAGCGCGCCGACUACUUCAAGGGCAGUGCGGCCGUCAAGGCCGUGCUCUCGCCCGAAUACAAGAAACUGAAAAACGUGCCGCAGGUCGAGACGGAAGAGGAGGCAGAGCGAAUGCUGCAUAGCCUGCUUCCUUUUGCGUUCUUUCUGCGCGUGGAGCGCGGCCCUGCGCCGCCCAGUACCUCCAAGGACCACGCCGCGCCGCGUCCCCUCAAGGUGAUCCACAUGCAAAUGUUUGAGAAGGAUAUGCACUAUGUGUGGCUCUACGAGGGCUCGCAGCUUUGGCAGCGCCUCGCCGGCCUGGGGCUGAUUGCGCUCCUGCUUGCUGCCGUCAUGUUCCCACUGUGGCCCAUGUUCCUCCGCCGUGGUGUGUAUUACCUGUCGCUUGGCGUGCUGGGCCUGUUUGGCCUGCUCAUGGUGAUUGCAGUGUUGCGCCUAAUCUUUUGGGUGAUUUCGAUCGUGGUUGUGCCGCCUGGCAUCUGGAUCUUCCCGAAUCUGUUUGCGGAUGUCGGUGUGAUUGAGUCGUUCAUCCCGCUUUGGGCCUGGGAUGUGCCGCCGCCCAAGAAGAAGAUUCGCCGCACUAAACGGAAGGGCAAAAAGGGCGAGGAGGUCGUGGAGAUGGAGGACACACCCAGCGCACCUCCGCCACCCACAGAAGAGGCCUCUGUGGAGCCGACACCUGAGCCCUACGCAGACCUGAACUGA